Molecule: messenger RNA, 954 nt
Organism: Arvicola amphibius (Eurasian water vole)
Lineage: Eukaryota; Metazoa; Chordata; Mammalia; Rodentia; Cricetidae
Gene: Bcl7c
Product: BAF chromatin remodeling complex subunit BCL7C
Exons: 6
Coding region: 214-939 (241 amino acids)
Source: RefSeq, a predicted model, not a curated record
CCCGGGCCGCUCCGGGGACGGGCCGGGGCGGGGCGCGGUCGCAGGAAGCCAGGCGGGGACGCGCGGAGGCGUUGGGGAGCGAGGGAGGGCGCGGCCAACUCCCGGAGGGCCGGCAGGCCGAAAGAGCGGCGCCGGGGCCUGGCGCGCAGCCUGAGAUCGCCGGACCGCAGGCCGUCCCACCACGGGCUCUGUCCCGGCCCCAGCCCCGCCAGCAUGGCCGGCCGGACCGUGCGGGCCGAGACCCGGAGCCGGGCCAAAGAUGACAUCAAGAAGGUGAUGGCGACCAUCGAGAAGGUUCGGAGAUGGGAGAAGCGCUGGGUGACUGUGGGUGACACUUCCCUUCGAAUCUUCAAGUGGGUGCCUGUGGUGGAUCCCCAGGAGGAGGAGCGGCGGCGGGCAGGAGGCGGGGCAGAGCGAUCCCGUGGCCGGGAGAAACGCGGCAGGGGCUCCAGUCCCAGGGCGGGUGGCCCCCUCAUCCUGCUGGAUCUCAACGAUGAGAACAGCAACCAGAGUUUCCAUUCAGAAGGUUCACUGCAGAAGGGCACAGAGCCCAGCCCUGGGGGGACUCCCCAGCCCAGCCGCCCUGGGACACCCACUGGACCCCCAGAAGCGACUGCAGAGGAUACUCAGCCCCCACAGCUGGGCCAAGAGAGAGACCCAGGGGACACACCCGCAGGCGGUACUGAUGACCCCCCGAAGCUGACCAAGGAGGAGCCUGUUCCAGAAUUGCUGGAAGCUGAGGACUCUGGAGUGAGGAUGACAAGGAGGGCCCUCCAGGAGAAAGGCUUGAAAACAGAGCCCCUCAGGAGGCUUCUGCCCAGGAGAGGCCUCCGGACAAAUGUCCGGUCUGCUUCCACAGUGCCAGACACCAGAGCUCCGGGAGGUGGGAGCAAGGCCCAGAGGGCGCCCAGGACGAUCCCACAGGGGAAGGGGAGGUGAGCGGGCCCAUCCCGC